Molecule: messenger RNA, 5450 nt
Organism: Crotalus tigris (Tiger rattlesnake)
Lineage: Eukaryota; Metazoa; Chordata; Lepidosauria; Squamata; Viperidae
Gene: MAGIX
Product: MAGI family member, X-linked
Exons: 10
Coding region: 942-3092 (716 amino acids)
Biological process (GO): signal transduction
Cellular component (GO): cytoplasm
Molecular function (GO): protein binding
Source: RefSeq, a predicted model, not a curated record
UUGGGGACCCCUGAUUUAGAUUAAACAUGGGGGAAUAUUCUAUAUAGACUGAGUCAGCUCCUUACCCAGAAUGGGCAGAUAUUUUUAAUGUUCCAAAUUGGUCCAAAUUAAGUUGGUCCUUUUUAGAGAUGUGAUCCAUAUCAAAUUAGAUCUGAAUGGAAUAGAUUCAUUUUCUGAGUUCAUUCAAAUGUUUUAAUCUAAUCUAAUCUAAGUCAAAUUGCACAUCUUUAAUUUACCUCCCCCUAUGGUUGUCCCUGCUCAGGAAGUCUUAAUAUUUCCAAAAGCAGUUGAAAAUGUUGGCAAGGCAAGUAUGUCCAUCUGUUCAGGAUUCUGCUGCUAUCUACUGUCCAAAUUCAAGUUGACCUCUUACUUGGUAUCUGGAUUUCAGAUCUAUAGAUUCUAUGACAGUCUCCCCUUUCCACCAUAAUGUGAUGGGAAAAUUGGGUGGUUUUAAAAUGGUGGGUUAAUUGCUAUCAAGUCCAAUUCCCUAUUGCUCAGUCAGAGUUUGGCAUCUUUAAAUGCUGUGGCUGUUGCCACCAAUACCGAAUAUUUGGGCUUAUAGUACUGGGGAGAGUAUAAGUAACUGGCAACGGGAAGAAAGGAAGGAGCACUGAAGACAAUGCCCCAUAUAGAUGGCCUUUGCUUUCUGUCUCUGGUGGGCAUGGGGCAAUUCUGUUUCCCAUCUGCCUAUUCUAAGACAAACAUAGUCCUCUCCAUGCUCUCUUUUUUCCUCAUAAUAACUUAAGAUAUAGUUGACUGAAAAUUGGUUGAUCACUGGCUUAUGGCUAACCAGUGGCUAAUGGGAAUUUGCACCCAGAUUUUUUUCUCUCCUGGUUCCAGAUUUCUAUCCAGCGUGCUAUAAUGACUCUUAAAACUAAUUUCCCUUAUCUGCAUAGCCAUGACAUGGAUGCUGUAUCAUAAUUCAACAGGAAGAGCACAGAAUGUGGGACAAGUCUUACUGUAUAUGUAGAAAACAGGACAAAGUAAAGCAACCUCUGGGGGCCCUGCAAAGCCCCCCAUCUGGAUGUGGGGGGCUCAACCUGGGCCCCCGAAGUGAGAUCCCUGGCUGUGCUGACUGUGGCGCAGUCAUGGGGGGUGCUGGUCCCCAUGUCCAUGACUGGAGAUCUGAACGGAUUGAACCCUGUGGCAUUAGCUGCAGCACACGGCAAAGCCCCCAGGUGACUUGUGAAACUCGCAUCCCUGCCACGGAGACUACCCCAGCUGCGGGAGUGAAUGUCGUAGUAGUAGUUGACGGGAACUGUAUCCUCCAAUAUACCCAUCGUCAGUCACCUUGUUCCUGCCUUUCUGAUGGGCAGCCUCUCUUGACCCGACGCCCUCCACCAACUUACGGUGCUAUACCCCCCAGUCCCAUUAUUCCCAGAGGCCCAGCUUGUGGCCAAGAAGCUGGACCGGCCCCAUCACGCAGGACCCGUGGACUCAGCGUCCGCUGUUGCACCAAAGCCUGCCUGGGCGAUGAAGAGGAACAUGCCGAGCGGCAUCUCCAUCGGGCGCCACCCUGCAGCCGCCUUACCCCUGUGCCCUUGCCCUGCAGCCCUUCUGGGCCCUGGUUUGGAGUAGGAUCCCUCAGUGGAGGCAGGCGAGGGGCUCGGGUUGUGAAGAUCUGGGACCGGCAGCGAUGCCCUUUGCUGGAAGAAGGAGAUGUCAUCGCCAAGGUGAAUGGGGCUGACGUCCGAGAUCUGAGCCCUGGAGAAGUGGAGAGUGUGUUGCAGGAGCGUAUGCGAACGGGAGAUGUGAUCCUUCUGGUGGAAAGGAAAGGUCACCACUCCCAUAGACAUCCUCAGGAAAACUGCUCGGUUAGACGAGAACAUUUCUUGCCCAACUCCACUCAUAAUAAAAGUGGUCCUCAGGAUCUUUCUAACCCGUGGGGAGGUCCCCCAGGUGACACAUUGACUGUGACCAGUUUUGUGGGUCCUGAACCUCGAAAUGUACUUGUGUGUCCUGCUCGUUGUUCCCAGAGGCUGAGGAGGCCUCGCCCAGCAGGAGGGGCUGGGGAACCCAGAAAUGUGGAUGGUCCGAAAGAACAGCAUGGAUGUAGCAUUGCACUAACAACCGAUGGAGUUGUAGCUGAAAGAGCUGCCAGUUCCCUGGGGCCCCAUCACAAAGAGAGUUCCUCUCAUCAGGAAGACACCGGUCUCUUAGCCCGGCUGACCCAUAGUGAGGUUGGGAGUGUCUUCCGGCAGGCGGGGACCCGAGUGCGCAUGAAAAUCCGGAAUCGCAAGGAGGCAGGAGUUUCCAGUGAUUUAAACUCUGCUGAUAUUGAAGUGGGGGAAUGUCCAUGGAGUCCCAGCUCUCACCUCACUCAGCCUCAGGAGUCUGGCCAAUAUUCCGUGGAACUGCUACGAGGGCCCAGUGGCUUCGGAUUCAGUCUAAGGGGCGGAAGUGAAUAUAAUAUGGACAUCUACGUCUUAGCUCUUAUGGAAGGUGGGCCAGCCCAGCAAUGUGGCAAGAUUCAGGUGAGCGACCAGCUGGUGGAAAUCAACGGGGAGUCCACAGCAGGAAUGACGCAUGCUCAGGCGGUGGAACAUAUCCGCAGUGGUGGGAGCCGAAUACGACUGGUGCUGAAGAGGGGCAAUGGAUUCAUUCCUGACUAUGAUCGUGUGUUCAGCCAGAGCUCCAUCAAGACGCAGCAGGUGCUGGAGGCUGAGGACAAAGCCAGGCACCGGCACAGGAAACCAAACCGGUCCCUGGUCCCCCAGAAUGUGGGACAGAACCUCGGCGAUGGAGAUGACAGAGAGGCAGCGCUCUGCAACAUCAGGCAGCAGCUCCCCAAACCCCACCAGUCUGGCCAAUUGCACCAGACCUCCAGCAAAGCUCAGGGAGAGGAAGAGGAGGACAGAGAACAGGGUUGGAGGCCUCAUAAGCAGGGAACGAAUGGGGAGAGUGACAAGCUACUUUCUCCCCGGCCUAGCAGGAAAUUGCGGUCAGACUUGGUCCCUGGGCCUUGGCUAGUACCCAGUAAGGAGCGACUGUCCCGGGCCCUCUGGGGGGUUUGUAUGGGCCAAGGAGAGGAAGAAGUACAAAAGGGCAACCCAGGGAGAGGGAAGGGCAUGGAGGUCAAGAGACGGAGUUAAGCCAAGCGACGUUGGGCUCAGUACAAUCAUGUUAAGAUCUACACAGUGCCUGGCAGCGAUUAGUGGCACUGGCCAUCUCCGUUUGGAUUAGGCCAUAUUCUCCUUUCCAGUGUUUGUUUUUGUUCAGAGUCUUCUCCUCCAUUCAUACUAUGCAAAGGUGUUUUUCAUUUUGCUCUCCCCAUCCCAUUUCCUCACAACCACACUAUGCAAUGAUAGCUUUCAGAAGCCACUUUGUGCAGUUCUCCUGGAAUUGGGCCACGGAAUUUUCUAUUCUCUGGCCGCCAUUCCCUUUUCCCAAGAACUGUGAUAGUGUUUCCAUGGCUACAAUUGGCAACCAUUUGCGGCCUGCAGCUUUCUGAUGCAGUGCUUUUGAAACAACAUUGGUAGAAACCCUGGGCUCCUGAGGUCCAUCAGGUGUUUCUCCAAUGAGGAGACCGCUAUUAGCAGGUGAGUUACCUGCGGAGCAGUUUAGUGCUCAUUUUGUUCUGCCCAAGGUAGAUUUUGGAACGUCUGCAGAAUAUUCUGCAGCCUACAGGGAUUCCAAGGUCCAGUUCAGUGAAUUUGCAUGGAGUUGGGCUUAAGAGUUACUCUAUCCUACAAACAUGCCCUAGGUUCACCUGUAACAGCCUUCUGGAGGGAAACUGAAUAGGUGGGUAUCCCAAAGAUGCUUUUUCACGAGGCAACUGGACUUUCUUGCUUUUCUUUGAAGUAGGUGGGUAUUUUGUUACGAAUUCUGCUGUUGCAUAUUAAGUUUCCACUGAUUAAUCAUUUUCUGAUUUCUCAGGAAGUCUGUGGAGCAGCCUUACCUAGCCUGGUAUUUUCCAAAUGUGCCGGAACAUGAGAAUUCCUAAUGGUGGGGAGUACAAAACUUUAAACAUCUAGCGGGCACCAAUAAAGGAAGGCUGUUCAGGUGUCCUUCCCUCCCUCUCUUACCUUUCAUGACCAUGCAGUAGAGGGAUUGCUGCCGCUGCCACCACCAUCCACCCACCCACCCUCUCUCCAUCCGAUAGAGCACAAUGACUCUUUUUCCUGCAGUGGCCUGCAAUGCUCUUUGUCCGUUCUGCUCCCCUGGUCACUCAAGCUGUGAACUACAUAGGCUGGGGUAACUUUUUCUCCUCAGCCACCCAGAAGGCAGUUACGUUCUCUACUCUGCUAGAGACAGCCAUAGCCAAUGAAUGAGCAUGAAACCACCUGUGUGCAUAAAGUGAACUUUGUGUGUUGGAGGGGAUUCCUAUCAGCCUGUGCCCCUCUGGUUCGAUUGCCAGCCAGCAGGCAGUUUCAGCAUGCCUCAGCCAGUCGCAGGUGCACCAUGGGCCUAUUAGUCAGCACGGUUUGUUUGGUUUCUGUGUUGUGCGUUUCCAUGCUGAAAAAGCAUAGCAGGUGUGGAGUUUCUCUUGGCAAAGGAUUGUGGCAAGAGGAAGUUAGAUAAAUCAUCUCUAACAUCUCCCGAACAGGAAGUGCAGUGUCAGUAAAAGCAAGAGAGAAAAAAAAUUGAUCUGAACUACUUGAUUGACAAUCCGUUGCUUCUCAUCAGCUCCAUUGUUCACCACUCAGUUCCUUCCCUUGAGGUAGAAGACUCAUCACAGCAUACUGGGGAGGUUGGAUGUUGGCCCAAGCUUUAGACAUGCAGGCAUACAAUUUUGCCUUGUGCUCUCUCUCUCUCUCUCCCGGGACGUGGGAGAUAUCAUGUGCAUUGCAUGUAGCGUGCAAACAUGAUCCAAUGUGAAAUGUGCAUGUAUCUGCAAGAUGCAUCUAGAUGAACAUUUGGCUGGGCUUGUGCUUCACAAAGUUCAGGAAUCACUCAUGGGUACAUGCAGAUCCAUGUUGCUUUGCAUGCCAAAGCCAUGAUGCAUCUAAGAACACAAUUGAAUUGCAUACAGAAGGCACACCAUGCAAGGUUUCAGAAGCUAGCUAUCAUGCAAUGCUGCCACCCACAUUUCCUGUGCAAAGAAAUGCUAGAUUACAAAUCUGGAUGGAAACCACAUCCCUCAAGCCCAGUAGGGUCUGGUUCUGUAGUGCAUUUGCAGAAAUUGGCUGUUUUAGUGAAUGACGAGUCUGAAAUUCACCCACAGAGUCAAGUAACAAACAACAUGGGCUUGGUGGCCUAUCCUUAGAAGAUCUUCUGGAAUGAAACACUGAAGCUGGUUCUUCUGCUGGUUGUAGACACACAAGUGACUUGACAGGGUCAAACAGGGUCAGGGUUUCUAACUUUGCAGGUGCCUUUUUGGCUUUUUAACUGGCGAUGGAAAGACAGUAAGGAAGCAGCUUUAGUGCAGUGCAGUUAUGGAAAGCAAAUUAUUUUUUAAAAGUAAAUCUUAUAAUAAUUAUUAUACAUUAAAAACAUUCUGAUUUUUAAAA